This is a messenger RNA of Camelina sativa (false flax), 770 nucleotides long. RefSeq names its product flowering-promoting factor-like protein (gene FLP1). Gene Ontology annotation, biological process: regulation of flower development. The record is from RefSeq and is a predicted model, not a curated record. NCBI's taxonomy places the organism in Eukaryota, Viridiplantae, Streptophyta, Magnoliopsida, Brassicales, Brassicaceae.
UAACAAACUCAUUUUUGAAGAUAAAAAUCACACCCACAAAAACAAAAAACAAAAAACCCUAGCAAGAUCUCUUAAAUCAUAAUAUAUAACAACAUCAACAAUGUCUGGUGUGUGGGUGUUCAAUAAGAACGGAGUGAUGAGGCUGGUGGAGAAUCCUUACAACCAAUCCACCGGAGAUUCGUCGGAAUCUUCGUCUUCCGGCGGUAGCCAGCAGCAGAGAAUGAGGAGGAAGAUUCUCGUCCAUCUUCCGACCAGCGAGGUUGUCUCUUCGUACGGAUCACUAGAGAAGAUCUUGAAGAAUCUUGGGUGGGAGAGGUACUACGAUGGAGACAACACCGAUCACCUGCUCCAGUUCCACAAGAGAACGUCGAUCGAUCUCAUAUCUCUCCCUCGCGACUUCUCCAAGUUUAACUCUAUUCAUAUGUAUGAUAUCGUCGUCAAGAACCCUAACGUCUUCCAUGUCCGAGACAUGUAGUUGUCCAUCAUCAAAAAAGAACUGGUUCAAUUUGAUUUUCCAACAAUCCACGCUGAUAUAUCUACCAUGUAUAUAUUAUGCAGGUCCUUGCGUAAUUUGCUUUUUUUUUUUUUUUGGUUUAUUUUGAUUUCUAUGCAUUUAAUGUAUUUUGUCCUGUUGGUCGAUUUGGGGUGGGUUCAAACUAGAGCCAAUUUAAUAACUUGUACUAUCAUUUUGUUACUUGAAAGAACAUGUAUUAUAUUUUAAAGUGUGAUUUGUAUGAACAUGUAUCAUAUUGUCAAGUGCUCAUAACUCA